UUUAUAAUCAUUUACUACUGCUACUAAAAAAAAUCAAUUGCUUAUUGUAUCAAUGCUGCUGCUGUUGCUGCUGUUGUUGAAUUGUUUAAAGAACUCCACCAGACCGCAAAGCAACGCAUCGGCACCUGUUUCUUCGUCACCAAGUUUUGGAUCAUUCCUUAAUUGCAGAGCGAGAUGUUCCAUAUUCGCACAUUGUAAGCCCCUGCAUAAUUCUUUCAUCAACCGUUGGACCAAUCGUUUCUAUGAUAUCCCAUAUGUGAAAAAAAGUAGCAUUACGUGUCGUUCGAUCUCACAAAGAGUUUGCGUUCCUGUUACUGUUGCUUCUGGUGCUCCUUCUGUUGUAGUACUUGUGCUUGCAGUGGCAGCGACCGCCGCCGUAGUUGUCGCUGCUUUUGUCAACGAGGAACCACCCGUGCCACUAAACACAAAGGACAUUGUUUCCGGUGUCAAAAUAGGCGGUGAAUCCCUGUGCCUUUCAAUAUUGGACAAUAUCUCUCUUGCAGACUAUUGCCCAUCAAUCCGUCCGACGACUGCGGUGUGUGCUGAAGAAUUGUUGAUCUUGUAGUGGUGGUUGUCGCAUUUAGAACUGGCAGUUGGGAUGACGGGGAGGAGGACGAAGAAGAAGAAGAAGAAGACGGUGAUGAACCGAUGUUUUCUGGUUGUUGCUGGAGGCGUGAUUGCUGUUGUUGCCGCCGUUGCUCCGCGGUAGGUAUUUUGAAAUACAUUCUUUGGCUCGUAGAGUAGUUUAUUUCAGCAAACUGUUGCAGUCAGUAACAAUAAGGAGAUAGAACAACAAAGAAGAAAAGAACA
Molecule: messenger RNA, 810 nt
Organism: Zychaea mexicana
Lineage: Eukaryota; Fungi; Mucoromycota; Mucoromycetes; Mucorales; Lichtheimiaceae
Exons: 4
Coding region: 53-565 (170 amino acids)
Source: RefSeq, a predicted model, not a curated record